GUAUGCCUCAGUGUUCAACAUCGUUUGUAACAGCGAGCGAGCAUGGCUUCACAUCUGGCAAACAUCUUUGGUACGGAGCAGGAUCGCGUCAACUGCUCCUUCUACUACAAAAUCGGUGCAUGCCGACACGGCGACCGCUGCUCACGAAAGCACAUCAAGCCAGCGUUCUCGCAGACGAUCCUCUUGCCCAAUGUCUACCAUAACCCGGCCCACGACCCCAUCUGCAAGUUGACCGACAAGGAGCUGCAGGAGGGGUUCGACGCGGUUUACGAGGAUUUGUACUGCGAGUUGGCGAAGUUCGGGCAUCUCCUAGAACUCCACGUCUGCGACAACGUCGGCGAUCACCUUAUUGGCAAUGUGUAUGCUCGGUAUGAGUGGGAGACGGAGGCACAGGCGGCCGUGGACAAUUUGAACGACCGUUGGUACGCAGGUCGUCCACUAUACGCCGAACUGUCGCCCGUCACCGACUUCCGUGAGGCAUGCUGCCGUCAAAAUGAGAAUGGAGAGUGCAACCGUGGGGGCUUCUGCAACUUCAUGCAUCUUCGCUUGGCAUCAAAAGACCUAGUGAAGUCUCUCCAGGCCGGUCAGAGACUGGAACGGAGACUGCAUCCUCAACAAGCCGGUGGUGGCGGAGGAUGGGAACCCACAAAGAGGGAAGGACGCGGACGUAGCGCGUCUCCGUCUAGGAAGGGCCGUAAUGACGGUGAAGACAGAUGGACUCGGAAGUAGGACCGAGUUGAUGCCCUGCGCCGUAUUCCAUUGCUCUGCUCAGUGCUGUGAUCCUGUCUGGUUGCCCGCGUGUGGAAGCGCAAACAUGUACGAUGCUCCCUUCUUGUCCCCUCAUUUAUGCAUUCCUUUUCGGUGCGC
Messenger RNA from Fomitopsis serialis, 867 nucleotides. RefSeq lists its product as uncharacterized. The transcript has 6 exons. The record is from RefSeq and is a predicted model, not a curated record. Bases 43 to 729 code for a protein of 228 amino acids. Gene Ontology annotation, biological process: mRNA splicing, via spliceosome. Gene Ontology annotation, cellular component: spliceosomal complex; U2AF complex. Gene Ontology annotation, molecular function: pre-mRNA 3'-splice site binding; metal ion binding. Lineage: Eukaryota; Fungi; Basidiomycota; Agaricomycetes; Polyporales; Fomitopsidaceae.